UGGUCUUUGGGCUGGAAGUAGGAGGAGCUGUUUCUCCAGCAGUGGGGGGGAGAGAUCACCACGUCACCCCGCUAAACUCUGGUUGUGAGAGAGGAUCAGUCUGGGGGUUUGAGGGAGAUCUGGAGAGAGCAGAGCCGCGGAGGAGAAGAUGCAGACCGGAUUCCGCUUCAACUGGAGCCCCGUGAAGGAGCCGCUGGGCUUCGUGAAGGUGGUGGAGUGGCUCACCGCCGUGUUCUCCUUCGCGAGCUGCAGCGGAUUCUCCGGCAGAAACUUUGUUUCUCUGUUCUGUGCUGCCGGAAACAACGAGACUCUGGAUGCUUCAUUCUCUUAUCCAUUCAGGUUAAAUCAGGUGCGCCUGGUGGAAGGGAACGUCUCUCUCUGUAACCACACCUCCACUGAGACUCACCUGGUGGGAGACUCCUCCUCCUCGGCGGAGUUCUUCGUGGCGGUGGCGGUGCUGGCGUUUCUCUACAGCAUGGCGGCUCUGCUGGUUUACGUCGGCUACAUGCAUGUUUACCGGGACUCCGAUUUCGGCCCAAUGUUUGAUUUCGUGGUGACGGCUGCGUUUGCGUUCCUGUGGUUGGUGAGUUCGUCGGCGUGGGCGCGGGGGCUGCAGGUGGUGAAAUAUGCGACGGGCACAGAGGGCAUCGCCUCCACCCUGCUGCCCUGCAGAGACGCCGGGGUCACCUGUGAGGUCACCGAAUUCACCAGCAUGCGCACACUUAAUAUAUCAGUGGUCUUCGGCUUCUUGAAUCUGAUAGUUUGGGCGGGAAACGCCUGGUUCGUUUAUAAAGAGACUCGCUGGCACUCGCAGAAGGUCAACUCUCAACCAGCAGCAGGACGUGGUCCCGGUCCUGCUCCCAUCUAAACCUGCGUCCUGAUAUACACGAGUACACGUCCUCAGCUUCCAAUCCACGCCUGCAGGUGAAGAAGAGUCAUUUCUGAAGCCAUAUUCACUUUCUCCUCUAUUAACUUCCAGUUAUAAUAGAGUGCAGCAGUGUUUUAUAUUUUUAUGACCAAAAUCCAGUCUCUGAUUUUAUUAUUUUAUUUCCCAGUUAUUAUUACUACACUUUUUAUAAAACAGCAAUAAAAGCAGUACUAUUUUUCUUCAGUCUUUACUUAAAGCUUAAAGCUGUUUUUCCAAUAUUUUUAUUUUUCAUGUAUUUUCAUUUUUCCCUGUAUUCCCUAUUUCAGUAUAUUUUUGUAGUCCAAUAUAAUGAGUGUAUAUAAAGUAUUUGAUAUACUGUAUAAUGAAGUAUUGCUGAAUUUAAAGAGUGAUUUGAAUCGGAAUCUUGUGCCCUUUAAACCCUUACUUUCACAAAAAAAUAUUUUACUAAUAGUAAACUAGAAAAUUUGAUUUUAAAGUAAUUAUUUGGGAAAAUUAAGCAUUAUUUACAAUUUAAAUCAAUCAGUCAAUUAUAGUAGAAUAAAGGAAACAUAUUGGCACCUUCCUAUUACUGAUCAUCAUUACACUUUUAAUAUUUUUAAUCAAGAUCAGAGAAAUAAAAAUAUGAUUAAUGCCUUUUUUGCUAUUUUAACUAAUUAAAAAUAGCACAAAUAUGUAGAUUUUAAAAACAUGUUCUCCUUUUUGUUUUUAAAACCAUUUAAUUUACCCCCUAUAAAAUUAAUAAUCAGUUACUGAUUAAGGACAUAUGUCUGUCUGUCUAUCUAUCUAUCUAUCUAUCUAUCUAUCCAUCCAUCCAUCCAUCCAUCUAUCUUCCUUAGACUUCUUUAUAAUGGAAUAUAGAGUUUUGAGGCUUAUAUCCAGAGGUGUGUAGUAAUUAAGUACAAAUACUUUAUUACUUUAUUUCAGUAUAAAUGUAGGUUAUCUAUACCUUAUUAUAGUAAUUAUUUUUGUACAUUUUCACACAAUUAUCUGAACUUUCUUCUCCUUAUAUUUUAAUAAAAAUAUCCUUGUUACUCCUGUUUAAUUUCAGCUAUUUGUUUUUUUUAUUCCGGCUUCUCCUCUUAUUCCGUUACGCCUUUUAUUCCUGAACUGUUCUCUGGAGAAGUUUGUAGUUUUCUAAAUAAUAUUUAGUGUAUUAUUUUUGUUAUAUUUCAUCGUUUAUAGCUGAGUGUGUGUAUGUUCUAUGCUGACCACAUUUUUACAGGAGUGGAUGUUUCUGAUAAUAUUUUUUUUUUAUUCUAAAAAUAUUUACUCUGAUAUUUACCUGCAUCUCUUAUCACGGUUUUAUGUGAAAUAUUACGUCCUUUUUUUGUUUUCUUUUAUAUUGGUUUUAUUGUUUGGUAUUUUUUGUUACAUUGUUUUUAUCUGGUUUGUUUGUAUCUUUUCUGUAUCGAUUUGAUUUGUUUCGUUUGUUUAAUCCAAAGAAUCAGAAGGUACAUCAGCAGUGUUCCUCAGUAUUGAGCAGAUGUUUUGUGUUGUGUGAUUAUUGUGUACAGUAUUCUGAAUAUUGUGUGUAAUAGUGUUAUAUGAGUGAUCUUGGUUGAUUUUAGACAGUUUUUUAUGUUUUUUUAAUGUUUUUUAUGGUUAUAUUGAUUUUUUUAGCCAUUCUAUCAAAUAAUUUCUGUUUUUGCACUAAAUACAUAUUUUUGUUUGCUUUUAAAUAAAGCAGAGAGUGAAGCAGA
Messenger RNA from Astyanax mexicanus (Mexican tetra), 2589 nucleotides. RefSeq names its product synaptophysin-like 1 (gene sypl1). The record is from RefSeq and is a predicted model, not a curated record. Gene Ontology annotation, cellular component: synaptic vesicle; synaptic vesicle membrane. NCBI's taxonomy places the organism in Eukaryota, Metazoa, Chordata, Actinopteri, Characiformes, Acestrorhamphidae. The coding region runs from base 149 to 868 and encodes 239 amino acids. The transcript is spliced from 5 exons.